Molecule: messenger RNA, 1600 nt
Organism: Ostrinia furnacalis (Asian corn borer)
Lineage: Eukaryota; Metazoa; Arthropoda; Insecta; Lepidoptera; Crambidae
Exons: 6
Coding region: 78-1574 (498 amino acids)
Molecular function (GO): transmembrane monodehydroascorbate reductase activity
Source: RefSeq, a predicted model, not a curated record
CACUAUUUAAUCAACUUGCGAACAUUUAAUUAAAGCCAAUCGACGCAGCUGCUGCUAAUUAAUUUUUAAGUGCAAUAAUGCCGCCGAACUUCGUUGAUGUGUCAUAUCCUGAACCUGUCACGGUUGAGGAUGGACCAAAGGAGAAUGGGGGGCCACCGUCUCCGGGGAUAUCUACCCACGCGGGGCUGAAAGCUGUGAGGUCCUUGACGACUCUGCUGACCCACUUGUUUAUCGGAAUUGUCGUGGGAGUUUCGCUGUUCUGGUCAUUCAGGAAUGGUGUGCCGAUUGGUCCCACGCCACAACACGUAGUUUUAUGUGUCAUAGGGUUUCAAUUCCUAAUGGCAGAGGCCAUUCUGUCCCUGGCUCCAGACAGCUGGUGCUCCACUUUGAACCUCAAGCACAAACGCUGGGUUCACACUGGCUUACAACUGGUCGGCUCCAUACUGGCUCUGGUCGGCUGCUUCAUCAAGAUCGUUGACAAGAACGUUAACUUUAACACAUUACAUGGACAGUAUGCUCUUGUGUCGAUGGUCUUCACAUCGGUGUCUUUGGUCAACGGUUUGACUUCCCUGUAUGCGUACGAGCUCCGUAAGUUUAUACCAGGAAUCCUGUCAAAGCUGACGCACAUUUGCUUCGGAGCCGUCGCGUUAGUCACUGCCUCUGUAUCUUUGUGCUACGGCUUUGACAAAAACUCCUUCAGAAAUGCGGUCACCAGCCCCUUUACUGACACCCUCAUCGUCAUGACAGGCGCCUUGACCACCAUCAUCAUUAUUAAUCCUCUUCUCACUAUGUACGCUAAAUUCCUUGGUGUAAUUAAGAAAUAUGCAAAAAUGCCGCCGAACUUCAUUGAUGUGUCAUCUCCUGAGCAUGUCACGACCGUGGAUGGGCCGAAGGAGAACGAGGCAACGUCUCCGACGAUAUCUACACACGCGGGGUUGAGGGCAGUGAGGUCACUGACCACUCUGCUGACCCACCUGCUGAUCGGGAUCGUGGUGGGUGUGCUGCUCUUCUGGGCGGUCAACAAUGGCAUACCGAUGGGCGCAACCGCACAGCACGUGGUUUUAUGUGUUAUUGGGUACCAAUUCUUAAUGGCGGAGGCCAUCUUGUCCCUGGCCCCUGACAGCUGGUGCUCCACGUUGAGCCUCAAGCACAGACGCUGGGUUCACACUGGCUUGCAACUGGUCGGCUCCAUCUUAGCUCUGGUCGGCAGCUUCAUCAAGAUCGCUGACAAGACCACACAUUUCAACACGUUACAUGGACAGUUUGCUCUCGUGGCCAUGGUAUUCACAUCGGUAUCUCUGGUUAACGGCCUGGCGUCCCUAUACGCAUAUGAACUCCGCAAAAUCAUCCCGGGUAUCCUUUCCAAGCUGACUCACAUUUGCUUCGGGACCGUCGCGCUGGUCACUGCCUCCGUGUCCCUCUGCUACGGCAUCGACAAAGGCUUCUUCAGAAAUGCCAUCAGCACCAGCUUUGCUGACGCCCUGAUCGUCAUGACAGGCACCUUGACCACCAUCGUCAUUAUUAAUCCUCUUCUCACCAUGUACGUCAAAGUCAACGGCAUUAUUAGUAAUUAAAAAACUCAUGUAAUUUGAAGUAUUUU